UUCGCUAAGAUUUGAUAUUAUGUCUCAGUAGUGACACACCCGCGGACAUGGAUAGAGUGGAUUUCACGGUGAAUGGAGAGCAGUGCUCAGUGGGCUGCGAGGUGGACUCCACGGUGACGCUGCUAGACUACCUUCGCCAGAAUCUCGAGCUGCGCGGCACCAAGUACAUGUGCCGAGAGGGCGGCUGCGGUGCCUGCAUAGUCAGCGCCGCUAAAUGUCCAGGGGACACGCCGCAGAGCGUCAACGCGUGCCUAGUAUCGAUUACAUCAUGCAAAAACUGGGAGAUCACCACCAUAGAAGGCAUUGGGAACCGACUGAAGGGCUACCACCCUAUUCAGAAAACGCUGGCUGAGCACAACGGGUCCCAGUGCGGGUACUGCAGCCCGGGAUGGGUCAUGUCUAUGUACAGUCUCCUCAAGAACAAGAGCCCAACUAUGAUGGAAAUAGAACAGUCACUCGGUAGCAACGUCUGUAGAUGCACAGGAUAUCGCCCAAUUUUGGAAGCGUUCAAGAAAUUCGGCAAAGACUCGCCCGACAAAAUAUUAGACAUCGAAGACUUGAAAAUAUGCAAAAAGGAAGAUUGCAAUUCGUGUUCCGACAGAGACGAAUGGUGCUUCAUAGAUAAGGAGGAGGUUGGCAAUAUAUUGAAGUAUAUUCGACUGCAAGAUAAUAGAGACUGGUAUAGAGUGGAAACCGUUUUCGAUAUAUUCAGAAUUUGGGCGGAACGCGGCACGGAUUCUUAUAUGCUCGUUGCGGGGAAUACUGCCAAAGGAGUCUACCCAAUCGAGGAGUAUCCAAGACUACUGAUCGAUGUGUCUGAAGUAUCAGAGCUGAAGAACUACCUCUUCGACCAGAACCUGGUGGUGGGAGCUCUGAACACCCUCACGGAGUUCAUGACGAUACUGGAGACGGUGUCCAAAGUGCAAUACUUUCAGUAUCUGAAGGUGCUCCUUGACCAUCUGAAGUUGGUCGCGCAUAUUCCUGUGAGGAACCUAGGUACAAUUGCUGGCAACCUGAUGAUAAAACACCACUAUCCUUCAUUUCCCUCCGACGUGUUCCUGCUGCUAGAGACUAUCGGUGCUCAGAUAACUGUAGCGACUUCUUUAACGAAGAAAAUCUUAAAGAUGAAAGAUUUCCUAAAAGAAGAUAUGAGAGGAAAAGUAGUAUGUAGCGUGCUCAUUCCGCCGUUGAGUGACAAUCAUAAAAUCGUUACAUUCAAGAUAAUGCCCCGAGCACAAAACGCUCACGCGAUCGUCAACUCCGGUUUCCACUACACUCUCAACCCGAACAACCGAGUGGUAUCCUGCAGGCUGGUCUACUCCGGCCUAUCAGAUAGUUUCAUAAGAGCUAAAGCCACGGAGAAUUAUCUGACGGGAAAGCAGCUAUUUUCCGAUGAAACUUUGCAAGGCGCGUUGACGGUGUUGGAGAGAGAUCUAGUGGUCGUUCCCAACCCGCCGAGUCCGAGCGUGGAGUAUCGACGUCAACUCGCGUUAGCGUUGUUCUACAAAGGUCUGCUGUCACUAAGUCCAAAGUCCGCGACCACCAACUCGCGAGCUCGGAGCGGUGCGGGCAAGAUCCACGAAGCUCGCCCACUGUCUGACGGAAGGCAGAUCUUUGACACGAAUCCAACGUUGUGGCCUUUGAACAAACCGAUGCCGAAGAUUGAUGGUCUGAUUCAAUGUGCAGGAGAAGCACAAUAUACAGAGGAUGUACCGACUCUUCCACGAGAAGUGUUUGCUGCCUUUGUUUUAAGCACAGUGUCAUUGGCGAAGAUUGAAAGGGUCGAUGCCAGUAGAGCUUUGAAAUAUCCCGGUGUGAUUGCAUUCUACACAGCAUCAGAUAUUCCCGGACCAAACAGCUAUACACCAGCAGGAAGAACAUUCAAUUUAACCAACGAAGAAUUAUUAUGUAAUGGGGAAGUAAAGUUUUACAAUCAGCCCAUAGGUAUUAUAGUUGGAAAAUCCUACGCCAUAGCCAAUAGGGCUGCAAAAUUAGUGUCAGUCACCUACAGUAACGUAAGAAAACCCGUGGUGGAUAUAAAAAUUGCCAAAAAUGAUCCAACCAAAAAUUCUAUGGUAACUUCAAUCGAUGCGACUGGCAGAGGUAACGAUGUCACAAAAGUGAUCACAGGAGAAAAUACUAUUUAUGGCCAGUAUCAUUUCUGUAUGGAAACUCUCGUGACUGUAAGCCAUCCAAUUGAAGAAGGAUUGAAAGUGUAUGCUGCAACUCAAUGGACAGAUAUAGUACAGCAGAUGACGUCAAGGACAUUGCAAAUUGAACAAAACAGAAUUGAUGUGCAAGUUCGUCGCUUAGGCGGAGGUUACGGCUACAAGAUCUCUCGCGCGACACAGAUAGCUGUAGCUUGCAAUUUAGUGGCCUAUAAGCUAAACAGACCCUGCCGAUUCAUACAGUCGCUGACCAACAAUAUGCGGGCAAUCGGCAAACGACUCCCCUGUUCUGUCAACUUCGAGAUGGCGGUAGAUGCAAAGGGUGUAAUCCAAUACAAUAAUUUUAGUUCAUACAGUGACAACGGCUAUAUCGUUAACGAACCUCUCAUAAACCUCGGGUUAGACGUCUACAACAACUGCUAUGACAAGACCAGGUGGAACUACAAGGCCUUCAACACUUUGACAGACACUGCUUCUAAUACUUGGUGUCGGUCUCCAGGAACAUUAGAAAACAUUGCAAUGGCAGAAUUUUUCAUGGAAAGAAUAUCGUAUGAAUUGGGUCUUGAUCCAGUCGACGUCAGACUAAAUAACUUGGAUAAUGCUACUCACGGGGACCUUAGGGAGAUGGUCCAAACUUUAAAGAUGAACUCCGAUUACGAUAAUAGAAGAAAAGCAGUUAAUAAAUUCAAUUCAGAAAACAGAUGGAGAAAACGCGGCUUAAGAUUUUCGUUCCUGAGAUGGACACCAGCCGGUAGUUUGUAUUUGGAUAUAACCAUGAGCGUUUACCACGACGAUGGAACAGUAGCUAUUACCCACGGAGGUAUUGAAAUGGGACAGGGUGUAAACACCAGAGCUAUACAAGUUUGUGCGUAUCUAUUGAACAUACCUGUAGAAAAAAUUCAAAUCAAACCCAACGACACGACUAUAUCACCGAACAAUUUCGCAUCAGGAGGCAGCUUGACAUCUCAAAACGUGGCCAUUGGCGUUCAAAAAUGCUGCGAACAGCUACUGAGUAGACUUGCGUCUCUACGCACGGAGCUCAACAAUCCAACUUGGGAAGUCCUGAUCAAAACUGCUCACUCGCGAGACAUAGACCUGCAAACUCACGGCUUCAUCAACAUGAACGAUGUACAGAACUAUCAUAUUUACGGAGUGACGUCGGUUGAGGUGGAAAUAGACGUGCUAACGGGCGAAUCGGAGAUUAUCAGGGUCGAUCUCCUAGAGGAUGUGGGACGCAGUGUUAAUCCCGAAAUCGAUAUUGGACAGGUGGAAGGAGCAUUCAUCAUGGGCGCAGGGUAUUGGACGUCGGAGAAUCUGGUGUAUGACCCUACCACUGGUGAGCUGCUGACCAACCGCACAUGGGAGUACUGGGUUCCGCAGGCGAGAGACAUCCCCCAGGACUUCAGGGUGUACUUUAGGAAACGGUCGUUCACCAAUGACAUCCUAUUUGGAGCUAAAGCGACGGGUGAGCCAGCCACGUGCAUGGGGGUCGCCGUGGCAUUCGCUCUGAGAGAGGCGAUAGUUGCAGCCAGAUCAGAAGUCGGUCUACCUAGAAAUCAGUGGUUUGAACUAGAUGGCCCAUACACCGUUGAAAAAAUUUGCAUGGCUGCGGGGACAAGAAAGGAAGAUUUCAAAUUAAUUUGAACAAUAUGUUUAUGAUACAAAAAUAAAUAUAUUACUCAGUUGUUUA
This is a messenger RNA of Aricia agestis (brown argus), 3858 nucleotides long. Its product is annotated as xanthine dehydrogenase-like. Gene Ontology annotation, molecular function: 2 iron, 2 sulfur cluster binding; FAD binding; iron ion binding. The record is from RefSeq and is a predicted model, not a curated record. The coding region runs from base 48 to 3812 and encodes 1254 amino acids. Lineage: Eukaryota; Metazoa; Arthropoda; Insecta; Lepidoptera; Lycaenidae. The transcript is spliced from 17 exons.